This is a messenger RNA of Olea europaea var. sylvestris, 2508 nucleotides long. Its product is annotated as protein MLN51 homolog. Bases 171 to 2201 code for a protein of 676 amino acids. Gene Ontology annotation, cellular component: exon-exon junction complex. Gene Ontology annotation, molecular function: mRNA binding. The transcript is spliced from 9 exons. The record is from RefSeq and is a predicted model, not a curated record. Lineage: Eukaryota; Viridiplantae; Streptophyta; Magnoliopsida; Lamiales; Oleaceae. Gene Ontology annotation, biological process: mRNA processing.
UUGGGGACGGCAUAAAAAUCAUAAUAAUAGGCUCAGGAUAUCUGAUCCUAUAUACCUUAACCCUGUGAAAAUCUCAGAUCAAAAAGCCCUAAAUCCGUUCGUACCGAAUUUGUAAUUUGUCAAGUUACGGGUUUGAGGAUUUAACUUUUUGUUGAUAUUUUGCGUGGUCUAUGAGUGGAAAGGAGAUGACGGAGCAGGAGUAUGAUAGCGAUCCAGAGGCGACAAAGCUUUCAUUGAAGAUGAGGAGGAGAGAGGCGAGUGAUGAUGAAGAGGAGGAGGAGGGAGAAGAGAAAGGGGAGCGGGGAGAGAGAGUUGUGCGGCCGAUCGAAUCGGAUGGGGAAUCGGAGGGUCAAGGCGCGGCGGCGGAGUACGAGGAAGGAGGAGAGGAAGAGUAUGUAGAAGAGGAAGAAGAAGAGUAUGAGAGGACUGGUGGCGGAGAGGUUGAAGAGGUGGCGGUGGAAAAGAUAGAAGAAGGUAAUGGAGUGAUUGAAGGAGAGUUAAAGGACGAGAAAAGAGGUGUGAGGAAUGAUGUGAGUGAGAUUAAUGAUGAUGGCCUUAUAGAUGAUGUUCAGCAGGAGGAUCAGAAGAAGGAGAUUGAGCCAUAUGCAGUGCCCAUAGCGGGCGCAUUUUACAUGCAUGAUGAUAGGUUUCGGGACAAUGUCGGUGGACAACACAGGCGAACUCUUGGUGGAAGAAAGUUAUGGGAUUCUAGAGACGAGAGGAAGUGGGGGCACGAUAAGUUUGAAGAGCUGACUACUCAUGAAUGGCAGUAUAAAGAGCGUAGGAAGACUUACGGGGGUCGUUCUCGAGGACGCGGAAGAAACAGAGGUUUAGAUCGUGGAUAUGAUGGAGAAAAUAGGCCCAGAGUUUACAAUAAUAAUAAUAAUCAAAAUAGUGAUAACAACCAGAACAAUGCAGUGAAGGUUGUCCGUGGACGAGGACCUAGAAGGUAUCAGCCAUCUUUCAAGAACACCAAUGAGGCGCCUCUCGCACGAAAUAAACAAUAUGUGAAAUCAGUUGGAAAGCCUUCACACUUUAACUCUGGGAGAACAAGAGCUCCUAUGCCAAGUGUAGAAUCUGAUGCUUUUCGUCCUAGGAAACAAAUGUUUGGAUCUAGUUUGAGCAUUGCCUCUCCUCCAUUUUAUCCCUCUGGUUCUUCCGCGGAAGAUACUUUGCCGCUUAAGAGGAAUGUACAAGCUAGCGCAACUAAUCGAAAUAUUCAGCCGUCUAUUGCUGAUAAGAGUUCUACCUUUGCUCAAUCCUCUGAAAUGAUGCGUGGAAAGAAUAAAGUGGACUCCAUUGGCAUGGAUAAACUUUAUAUUGAUGAUUCAGAAUCUGCUAAUAAGCCUUUGAACGCUCUGCAAUUGCUGCCAUCUGGUUCAUCAUCAUUUAAUUCUACUCAACCUCAGCAGUCAAGGGGUCAAGGGAGAGGAAUGACCUCCUUAACUCAAAUGGCUUAUGAACCAGUUUCUGAUAAUCAGGUCAACAGGGUUCCUCCAGCAAUCCUGCUACAAACAGCUCAGAAGAAUCCUGAUCAAAGUCGAGGUCUAUCUUCUUCACAAGCCUCUGGCCAGCAGUUUCUGCAGCAUCUUACCAGUGGAUCACAAGCUUCUUCUCCACCUAAAGCAGCUGUGCCUGUGAAUUCAUUUGAAACUGGAGAACUGGAAUUUCUCUCUGACUCUAGUAAAUCAAAGACUGCUUUGGCUGCUAAAGGAAAAGGGAGUGUUGAAGGCGGCGGAAGGGGCUCCUUUCUAUAUGGUGGUGUUCAGGUUAUAGGGGCAUCUGGAGAUAUGGGCAGUGGUCAUGGUGAUCAAAACUUCCCAGCUUUCUUGCCAGUCAUGCAAUUCAGAGGUCAGAAUCCUGGUGGUGGCGUUCGAGUGCCUGCUGUUGGCAUGGCCUACCCUGGAUAUGUUGCUCAACCUCAACUCGGAAAUUCUGAAAUGACUUGGCUACCAGUUUUAGCUGGUGCCUCUGGGGCACUGGGGUCAACAUAUUCUCCAUAUCAAUCUGUAGAUGGUUCAUAUCAUGCUCGACCAUCCGAACAGACAUCUUCUGCAGUGUCCACUUCCAGCAAAGAAACCAGUACAACUAAAGACAGUAAUGACUGGAGCCCCACACAGAGGCAUGAGGUGGCAAAUGAUGACUUUGGGCAGAGGCAAAAGAAUCCUCGUAGAUAUACGGAGAUGAAAUUUGACCAGUGAAGUAAGUAGAUAGGUGGAACCAGUUUCAGUGUGCAGAUUAAUUCAACUUCUUGCAGUCAGAAUCUCUUCCAUCUGUUGGGUAUUGUGGAGUUUCUGAGCUGUUCUUUUGGUGCUGCAAGCCUUGGGCCCCUUUGUGUUCUCCUGUUCUAAAAUUGGAGCGCAUUGGGCUGCCACAUGUUCUGGGAUAAUUUUAGGUAAUGGUUCUAUCUUUUGGCUUGGUUGUGAAGUUGUGGGGUGUUGUAUACUUACUUUCCAACACACAUUCCCCUUCAAUAUAAUGAUAGAUUCUUCAUGUCUUGUGUUAUUG